This is a messenger RNA of Cinara cedri, 663 nucleotides long. Lineage: Eukaryota; Metazoa; Arthropoda; Insecta; Hemiptera; Aphididae. The record is from the annotation of a GenBank genome assembly.
CGACCCCAACCACUUCAUUCAGCACUAUCAAUAGAAAUACAGUAACAGCGACAUGGCACGUACCAAGCAAACAGCCCGUAAAUCAACCGGUGGCAAGGCCCCGCGGAAACAGUUGGCCACUAAGGCGGCCCGUAAGAGCGCACCGGCUACCGGCGGAGUGAAGAAACCGCAUCGUUACCGUCCGGGUACUGUUGCACUCCGUGAAAUCCGCCGUUACCAAAAGAGCACAGAGUUAUUGAUCCGCAAAUUGCCUUUCCAACGAUUGGUCCGUGAGAUUGCCCAGGAUUUCAAAACCGAUUUACGUUUCCAGAGUUCCGCCGUAAUGGCGUUGCAGGAAGCCAGUGAAGCGUACUUGGUCGGACUGUUCGAAGACACAAACUUGUGUGCCAUCCAUGCUAAACGUGUUACCAUCAUGCCAAAAGAUAUUCAAUUGGCCCGUCGUAUUCGCGGAGAACGAGCUUAAGCUAUUUGAUAUUUAAGUAUUGUUACUAAAACGGCCCUUAUCAGGGCCACCAAAAUUUUUAACAACAACAUUAAUUACGGUAUAUGAAAUUUACUGCUAAAUUUAUCAAUCUCUAACACUUAAUACUCCCCAAAACUUUCCAGCAACUCUUGACUUUGUAGCCGAAAUUUCUUAUUUCCACACACCUUCUAACCAUAACU